This is a messenger RNA of Contarinia nasturtii (swede midge), 1805 nucleotides long. Its product is annotated as probable low-specificity L-threonine aldolase 2. The record is from RefSeq and is a predicted model, not a curated record. The transcript is spliced from 4 exons. Gene Ontology annotation, molecular function: L-allo-threonine aldolase activity. NCBI's taxonomy places the organism in Eukaryota, Metazoa, Arthropoda, Insecta, Diptera, Cecidomyiidae. Gene Ontology annotation, biological process: glycine biosynthetic process; L-threonine catabolic process. Bases 298 to 1422 code for a protein of 374 amino acids. Gene Ontology annotation, cellular component: cytosol.
GUAGUUUUUUUUUCAUGUGCAAUUGUAAAUAAACACAUGAUGCCGGUUUAUUACCGUCAUAAAAUGUGAACCGUGAUUGGAGUUCAACAGUGACAGAUAUCAAUUUAAUAAAAAUGUAAUUGAGAAUUAAGUCAAUUCAAGCAAUUAGACUAUCUCAUAUUGAAUAAUCACACAUCAAAAGAGUACCGAUAACGCUUGUUGUUCGCUAUUUAAAAGAAACAUUUAUAUCGUCACUUUCAUUCGGUAUUCGGCCAGCAUACGGUUCACUUCAGUAUUGAAAACAACAAAAAAGUAAAAAUGUGUACACCAAAAGAGACAAUUAUCGAUCUACGUUCGGACACUUUAAGUCAGCCAACGGACGAAAUGCGUGUGGCAAUGGCGAAUGCAGUAGUUGGCGAUGACGUUUAUGGUGAAGAUCCCACCGUUCAGGAGCUCGAGCAAAAAUGUGCAGAACUAUUUCAAAAAGAGGCUGGCUUAUUUGUGUGCAGUGGAACAAUGGGAAAUCUUAUCUCGAUCAUGUGUCAUUGUCAAUACCGUGGUUCUGAAGCAAUCGUUGGACAAUCAUCACAUGUAUUUUUGUAUGAACAAGCCGGUGCAUCAACGAUUGCAAAUGUUUCAAUGAAUACAAUUCCAAAUAAUGACGAUGGCACCUACUCACUGGAUGAAUUUCAAAAAAGAAUACGUGGCAGUGAUUCACAUGAACCAAUAACAUCGCUAGCGAUUGUCGAAAAUACGCACAAUAUUUGCGGUGGAAAAGUGAUUCCUUUAGAGUGGAUUGAUGAAUUGGCAUCAAUUUGUAAGGAUAAUAACAUAAAAAUGCAUAUGGAUGGUGCUCGAAUCUUUCAUGCGGCUGAAUAUUUGAAUGUACCAGUCGCACGAAUCACUCGUGACUUUGAUUCAGUCACAUUUUGUUUGAGUAAAUCGUUGUGUGCGCCAGUCGGAUCGGUUUUGAUGGGAUCCAAUGAGUUUAUUCGUAUGGCACGUCGUUAUCGAAAAGCAUUGGGCGGUGGCAUGCGCCAGGUUGGUAUUUUGGCAGCAGCCGGUCUGGUAGCUUUGAAUCAAAUUGUGCCAAGAAUAGGAGACGUUCACGAGCAUACCAAGCAAAUCGCGCAGGCCAUCUAUGACAUGAAAAGUCCAUACCUUACAGUGGAUAUAGAUACAGUUCAAUCGAAUAUUUGUAUGAUUCAUUUUCUACAGCCGAAAAAAUAUUCGGCACAGUAUUUUGUGGAGCGUUUGAAUAGAGUCACGAGCAAAGAAUUAUCGGAUGGAAUCACAGACAAAUUUGGGAACGGAAUCAUUGUUAAAGUUAUGGCUAGAGAUGAAUGGAACUGCAUCCGAUAUGUCACAUACUUCCAUAUUAACGGCGAAAUGACUGAACUUGCAAUUAAAAAGAUCAAAUACUGCAUUACAGAGCUCGAUUAAAAUUUCAGAUGGGGUUUUUUAAGAGUUGAAGAGGCGUAACACAGUUAUCAAUCAAGUAGUUAUCAAUAACAUUAUUUAAAAAAGUGAAUAACAACUCGUUGAGCGAAUAUUGACCAUAAUCAGAAAAAAAAUCGAGAUAAGAAUCUAUAUAAAAUUAAAGACGAUUUUCCAUGUGUUUUUUAUUUAAAAGUACACAAAUGAUAAUGCUGACACGUACUCUUCUUUCAAUAUGUGUUAACAUUUAUUUCCAUUAAUGGUUUUUAUAUUAUCGUGGCAUUUUUCUUACAAUCAGCUGUGCAAAUUAUUAUAAAUAAAUAAAUUUAAAAAAAAGUGACAAAUAAAUUGAGAGCGAUACUGAGCGUAAUCAAAUUACAAUACAUGCA